AUGUCGCCCAGCGGCAACGUGGGCGCCGCUGGUCCGCGGCCAGACCUCGACCGCUUCUCGGCCUUCGCGGGCGGGGUCUUCGACUUGGAAGGUGGCGAGAAGUGCACUGGUUGCGGGAACAUCUCGGGGGGCGAGCCGCGCGGCCGCGGCUCCGCGCCCUCCUCGGAGAGCCAGCGCCGCUCGGACCGCUCUCGUGCCUCCGAGCGCCGCAAGGCCAAGGGGCGGGCUCGGCAGGCUGAGCGGCGGCGAGCGGCGACCUCCCACGAUGCUGGUGAUCGCGACCCUAGGCGCCGCAGCCGUCGCCUGCCCCGCGGCGACAACUUCUCGCGCGCGGACGCGGAGAUGCGGCAGCGGGCAGCCGAUGCGGCGUGCGAGCUCGAGCGGGACGGGGUCGACCUGGAGCUGCUGCCGACCUUCCCCGACUCG
Prorocentrum cordatum is the source of this 426-nucleotide messenger RNA. The record is from the annotation of a GenBank genome assembly. NCBI's taxonomy places the organism in Eukaryota, Dinophyceae, Prorocentrales, Prorocentraceae.